Aspergillus affinis is the source of this 663-nucleotide messenger RNA. RefSeq lists its product as uncharacterized. The record is from RefSeq and is a predicted model, not a curated record. Lineage: Eukaryota; Fungi; Ascomycota; Eurotiomycetes; Eurotiales; Aspergillaceae. The transcript has a single exon. Bases 1 to 663 code for a protein of 220 amino acids.
AUGCCCUCAUCAUCAGCCACACCCUCCUCACCCUCCGUCUCGACCAUCACCCCAGAAACCCUCGAAUCGGACCUCCUCGCACAUCUUGCAUCCAGCACGGCACUCGAAGACCUCCACUCGACACUCCUCUGCUCCCUCCAACGAAUGGGCUGGACCGAAAAGAUCCGAAAAUUGUCACUCGAGCUACUGCGCGCCGGACGCUGCGAUCGAUUCGACGAAGUCGUGGAAGCGGUAGUCGCGUCCGCUGAAGGACGAGGUCAUGCGCUAUGGGGGGAGGGCUCAGAGGCGAACUCGAAUCUAGAGGGCGAGGAGGGGAUCGAUGGCGGAGAGGCAGCGGCGCUUCGGAAUAUGGAUGUGCGCAUUCCGUCGGAGGUGGUAGAGCAGGGGGUUCGAGCGAUCAAGGAGGUUCUUCGAGAGGUGGUGGUUUUGGAAGAGGAGAAUGAUUUCGGGGAGGGGAAGCAGAGCAGCAAUGGCACCGAGAAGGACAAGGACAAGGACGGUCAUAAGGACGGCAAGGAGAAGGAGAAAGGGAAACACGGCAGUGGUGCGACGGAGAAGUCGUCCAAAGGCUCGUCCAAGUCGGGACAGGAUGGGCUUAAGAACGGUGAUACAAGUCCCGUUAAGAAGACGGAGAAGAAGCCGAAACCUGGGAAGGGGAAGUAG